GCGACCUGAGAAGGAAGCGAGGGAGGGUGCUGAGCUUUGCGCUAAGGCUCCUGGUUCACCUUUGCAACAGAUACAGACACAGGAACCCCUACCCUGCCUUCUGUCCCCAGACACACGCCCACAGUCGCCUGCACUCCAGCCGGGUGCCGCACGGGGCGGCCUGGCAGCAGGUCCUCGCUGAAGGCGAUGCUUAGAGGGAUCCUAGCUCCUGCGCUGGGAAAGAGGGAGUAGGACCGAGCAGGAAAGCAAGGAGGCUGCCGGUUAGAGCCGCCGGGGCUGUGCUGCGGGAGGACCUCGCCUUUGCUCCACUGGACACCUGCUGCAGAAGCCCAGCCACCAUGAUCCGCACGGCCUCGUUAAUUCUGGGAGCUGCGAUCCUCUGCGCCCAGGGAGUCUUUGCCCGAAGGGUAGUCAGCGGUCAAAAGGUGUGUUUUGCUGAUGUGAAGCAUCCCUGCUACAAAAUGGCCUACUUCCAUGAACUGUCUAGCCGGGUGAGCUUCCAAGAAGCACGCCUGGCUUGUGAAAGUGAAGGAGGUGUCCUCCUCAGCCUGGAGAAUGAAGCUGAACAGAAGUUAAUAGAGAGCAUGUUGCAGAACCUCACAAAACCUGGAACAGGGAUUUCAGAUGGCGACUUCUGGAUAGGACUUUUGAGAAGUGGAGAUGGCCAAACAUCUGGUGCCUGCCCAGAUCUCUACCAAUGGUCUGAUGGAAGCAGCUCCCAGUUCCGGAACUGGUACACCGAUGAACCUUCUUGUGGAAGUGAAAAGUGUGUUGUCAUGUACCAUCAACCAACUGCCAAUCCUGGCCUCGGAGGUCCCUACCUUUACCAGUGGAAUGAUGAUAGGUGCAACAUGAAGCACAAUUACAUCUGCAAGUAUGAGCCAGAGAUUCACCCAACAGAGCCUGUUGAAAAGCCAUAUCUUACAAACGAACCUGCGGAUGCCCAUGAGAACGUGGUCGUUACUGAAGCAGGAAUAAUUCCCAAUCUAAUCUAUGUUAUUAUACCAACGAUCCCACUGCUCUUACUGAUCCUGGUUGCUUUCGGAACCUGCUGUUUCCAGAUGUUGCAUAAAAGUAAAGGAAGAACAAAGACAAGCCCUAACCAGUCUACACUGUGGAUUUCCAAAAGCACGAGAAAAGAAAGUGGCAUGGAAGUUUAAUAAUUCACUGACUUGGCUCCAGAGAACAAAAGUAGUUUUGUAAUUCUUGAUCUGUGUAAGGAAUGGCAUCCUUAGCUUGGAAUGGCUUGAAAUCUCAAAGGAUCUGCAAGAUGAGCUGUAAGCUCCCCCUUGAGGCGAAUCUCAAAAUAAUUUUUAUAUGUUCAUAGAUUCACUUACAAAAUAUGCUGAGUUAAUCAUGAGUGAGACCUGCUUACUCUGCUAAAGGAUACACACAGACUUCAUGUAAAUGAAACGGGCCAUGAAGACAAGAUUUCUGUGGACGCAUUUGGAAGCCCUAUGUUUGGAAUAGUUACUUUUGCCUUUUUUUUUUCACCUUCAUAACUUUUGUUCUACUUCAUGUAAUAUUAGUUGUAUUCAAAUUUACAGUG
This is a messenger RNA of Psammomys obesus (fat sand rat), 1549 nucleotides long. RefSeq names its product chondrolectin (gene Chodl). The transcript has 6 exons. The record is from RefSeq and is a predicted model, not a curated record. Gene Ontology annotation, biological process: positive regulation of axonogenesis. The coding region runs from base 339 to 1160 and encodes 273 amino acids. NCBI's taxonomy places the organism in Eukaryota, Metazoa, Chordata, Mammalia, Rodentia, Muridae. Gene Ontology annotation, cellular component: cytoplasm.